Molecule: messenger RNA, 372 nt
Organism: Yamadazyma tenuis ATCC 10573
Lineage: Eukaryota; Fungi; Ascomycota; Pichiomycetes; Serinales; Debaryomycetaceae
Gene: RPA12
Product: DNA-directed RNA polymerase I core subunit
Biological process (GO): DNA-templated transcription; termination of RNA polymerase I transcription
Cellular component (GO): RNA polymerase I complex
Molecular function (GO): zinc ion binding; nucleic acid binding
Source: RefSeq, a predicted model, not a curated record
AUGUCAGUGGUAGGAUCUCUUAUAUUUUGCACAGACUGUGGUAACUUGUUGGACAAACUCGGGGCCAAGGAUACUAUAGAUUGCCGGAUUUGCUCCAAAUCGUAUCCUGCCUCCAAGUUUGCUAACUUAAAAGUGGUAACCACGUCUGCAGAAGAUGCUUUUCCAUCAACCUUAAAGAUGAAUCGAUCAUCUGUUAAAACCACGUUGAAAAAUGAUGAUUUGGGUGAAGGGGCCACCAUCAAAGAGAAGUGUCCAAAGUGUGGACACGACGAAAUGCAAUACCACACUUUACAAUUAAGAUCUGCUGAUGAAGGUGCUACUGUGUUUUACACUUGUACCAGCUGUGGAUACAAAUUCAGAACCAACAAUUAA